Messenger RNA from Exophiala xenobiotica, 2499 nucleotides. RefSeq lists its product as uncharacterized. The record is from RefSeq and is a predicted model, not a curated record. NCBI's taxonomy places the organism in Eukaryota, Fungi, Ascomycota, Eurotiomycetes, Chaetothyriales, Herpotrichiellaceae. The transcript has a single exon. The coding region runs from base 232 to 1956 and encodes 574 amino acids.
CUGAUACCCAAGGUACCUGAUACCUUCCCUUGACCUCAACACUGCCACGCACUACUUGCCUAUUGAUUGACUGCUUCACCUUGCUGCCUGACUUUCACUUUCUCUCAGUUCAGCCUUGAUUCUGCCUCACUGCGCCUUACCUUUUAUUUGUUUUCUCCUCCUCUACGUCUUUGACCUUACCAUGAUACCUUUCUAGAUCUCCCUCUCCAUCCACCAACGCCUGUCUCUUCAAUGGCAAUGGCAUCCUCCAUCUGCAUAACCGACCUCGAGGUAGAAAUCCUUGCCGACAUCUUCGAAAUAGUGAACGACGAAUCACCGCGGACUACACCAUCUGUCGCUCAAGUCAACAGAUAUUUCAACUCGGCAGUCCGGCUUGUUCGAUACCGCCGCGAGACACUGAAAUGGAGCGCAACUCUUGGACGGUUCGUUAACCAGUUCGAUCAAGCUCCAAAGGAUUUGUUCUCGCCAGAUCGUCUACGCGGUCUCCGCCAUCUCACCAUCGCCAAGGGAGGAUCCUUUGAAGGGCUCGCUUCGUCCGCUGCAACCGCCGGUUUGAAGGAGCUGCUGUCCGCCGUCACCAACCUCAAGUCUUUGACCUACAAGACCGGACGAUAUCCUCAACCAGCCAUCAUCAGCGUUCUGCAAGAGAAACAUCCACGGGCCGAUCUCAGAGUCUAUGACGUGGACAAGCCCCAAGCUCAUUACAAUCAACUUCCAAGUCCAGAGGCGAAGUAUCUAGCACACUCCUGUGUGAGCGCGUUUGCCAUGGAAGUGCCCUAUCGCCACGACUACAUCGACGGUGACCAUCGAGACUUCGAGCACAUCGUCUCGAAUGCUACGAAGCUGAAGUCCGCCUCAUUGACGUCUUUUGGGAUCCAGACGAAUCGCAUCUGGAACUGGACAGCUGUCCCAUUUCACGGAAAACCCAGCACUUCAUUGCGCCAGUUCUCUCUGGAUGGUUGGCCGGUAUCGGCUCAGACUCUCGAUUACUGGGCAAGAUAUGUCGAUCUGGCCGGUCUAGAGACCUUCGCAUGUACCAGAGGUCCGCUAUCUGCUUCCUACUUCGUCAUGGCAGCGGAUGUCCUGAGAAACCUGAAGCACGUCAGUCUGAACCUGAGUCCCUUCACAUGCACCAAGGAUACAGCGAAAGCAGCCGAGCAAUAUAUCGCCACAUGUCCUUCUCUGUCCACACUGAGCCUAUGGUCCUGGAUGGAGAAGGUAUCACUGUCGACCAUCCUACGGCAGCACGGACCCACUCUCGAAGAUCUACAGCUGCACAUGCGCGAGGAAGAAGUGCAGACGGAUUUCCGGACACUGACACUCAAUGAAAUCAUGCUCGUCCGGACCUCUUGCCCGAAGUUGAGGCGGUUCACCUUCGACUUGGAGCGGCAGUCCAAGGAUCUCAAGGUUGAAGACUACAGUGAGAUCCUCGACGAGAUCAAGCGAUUCAAUCUGGAAUCCUUGCAAAUCUAUUUCGACAGUGGCCUGUCAUAUAUGAUGAGCAGACAUUCGGACCAUCUUGAUCGUGAAGAGGAGGAGGACGACGACGACGACGCCUCGGACAACGAAGAUUCCGUGCCGAAUUGUUGUGGCGGUGGUCUGGACUCGAGCAGCAUGGAAUCUAUCGACACCUGUUUCGGGACGCAAGAGGGCCGGACCCUAACGUUAGCUCUACACCCACCGUCGUCGACAAAGAACAUCCAACGCUUCACACACGAGGUUUGGAAGCAUAUGUUUGGCGAGCGUACGACGGGCGCCCGGCAGCUCGAUCUCAAGUUUGGCGAGUGGGAGAGAAAAGUCGUGCCUGUGCCGUAUCGACCGGAUGGGCAGGUGCAACAGGAUUUGCGCGUCUGGUGCGUGGCCAAGCCUCAUGACCGCGACGAUCGGAAGGGUCAGUCUCAGGUGGUGUUGAAGUGUUGUCAAGGCAAGCAUUGGGAGAAAUCCACCACCGGUUGACUUUGACAUUCUGGACUGGCAGCAGGAAAUUCAUCACUGGUUGACCUUGACCUUGUUGACUUUGACCUUUUCCAAGCCGUGGGUGGGCCCUUCUGGGACAGACACAGACACAGACGGGAAUGGGCUGAAAGGCGGGAGUCGACGUCGAAGUCGGAGUUAAGAAAAUUGGAGACUGGUGACACAGGAUCGUGAUUUUCCAAGGCAUCGGCGCAAAGGAAUUGAGCGUUUAUUGGGAAUGGCAUCGGCGCAAAAGCAAAGGCGUUAGUGUUUAUUGGGAAAGGCAUCGGCGCAAAGGCAUGGGUUGUCUGUUUAGUGCGGAAACGCAAGGCAUGAAUCACCAUGAGCACUGGAGUCUUGCUAUCGCUAUCAACAGAUGAACAGGCGUUCUUUUCGGAAGCUGAGGAGAUCAACGACCGUUCGUCGAGCCUGGUGAAUGAUGUGAUGUGAUGUGAUUAAUGACCAAGAUACUCCAGACGUGCUCUCUCUACAACUGGGGGGCAUCGAGCAGAAUGCAUGAAAUGAUGAAAUCAAAUGCUGAAUUGA